Molecule: messenger RNA, 1601 nt
Organism: Pollicipes pollicipes
Lineage: Eukaryota; Metazoa; Arthropoda; Thecostraca; Pollicipedomorpha; Pollicipedidae
Product: CUB domain-containing protein 2
Exons: 7
Coding region: 1-1179 (392 amino acids)
Cellular component (GO): plasma membrane
Molecular function (GO): protein binding
Source: RefSeq, a predicted model, not a curated record
AUGUUGUUUACCGCGCAGCGUUUUGAUGGCGGGCACAGCGGCGCAGAGUAUCUGAUCCCGGGUACGGCGGCGCCGGACGGCAGCUGCCGCUUCUCCUACUCCUCCACGGCGGGGAAACGAGGUGACUUCAAUUCGCCUCGACACCCGGCCAACUACCCGUCGUCCACCGCCUGCGAGUACACCUUCGAGACGGCGCGCAACGAGCAGGUGCGACUCGUGUUCGACGGCUUCAAGGUGCGCGCCGAUAACACCAACGGAUCGGCCUACGGGCUGCACAACUGUCACGAGGACUGGCUGGAGAUCUACAACCUGUACCACGACAACAGCACGGACCUGAUCGGCCGCUACUGCGCCCAGUCCACCCCCGGGCCCACCGAGUCGGUGCGGGGCGCUCGCGGCCUGCUCGUGGUGCUCCACACCGACUCGGACCACGUCUCCAGUGGCUUCAAGGCGCACUACAUCUACCUCGACGCCAAGGACAUCUUCGGAGACUGUGGUCGGAACAUCAGUGGCACCCAAGAUGGCGUCAUCACGUCACCGGACUUUCCCAACACCUACCCGGCCAAGAAGAGCAAGGUGUGCCACUGGUACAUACACGUUAAGCCUAGCCGCAAGAUCCUGCUCUUCUUCGACACGUUCGUGGUGGAGGGCGACAGGUUAUCGCGUGGUUGCCCGGCGGCUGUGGUGCGAGUCUGGCAGGACCUGAAGAGCUCUCCGAUCGAGCUCUGCGGAGACAGCCUGCCCGAGGAGGUCAAGCAGAUCGUCUCCACCGGCCGCGUCAUGAAGAUUUCGUUCAUCUCUGCGGAGAAGUCCGUGGGCAACCAGGGCUUCCGCGCCUACUGGACCGAGGUGCAGGACGGAGAGGAGUGCGAUGGCUUCCACUGCGAGAGGAGCGGCUUCUGCAUAGCGGACCAGCUGCGGUGCAACUCGCGCUACAACUGCGGCGUCAGCGACAACACGGACGAGACCGACUGCCCCACGGCGGCGGAGGUGGAUGUGUUCAUGCUGCUGGGGGUGGUGCUAGCCCUCGUGGCCGUGGCCGGACUGGUGCUCUGCCUCUGGUGCCGGCGGCGCGGCCAGAACAACCGCCACGUCCGCCACCCCACGUCGCCCUCGCACCGGCACGUGCACGUGUGCGACCACCUGGGGUCACGGCUCUCCACCAUGGACACCGUAUGAGGCACGUGGCGGUUCGGCGGCAGCGGACAGUCCAGCAACGCAUCGUCAGUGGGCACGCUGUAGGCCCGCGGGCUGGCCGGGAAGACUUAGCACCUCGGGUCGCCCCGGGGUCAGCUGGGGUCAGUCGGGGUCAGCCGGAGUCGGUUCGGUCAGCCGGUGUGUGCUCAGAUCAGCUGGGGUCACCACGGGUCAGUUGGGGUCAGCUGGCAGGACUCUCCGAGACGCCUGUGCUGUUUGAGUCCCUCGGGUCUCUUGUGGCGCUCCGAUACGUCACAGCGGUCUCGAGAGACAGACGCUGGCGAAGACGCGCCGGAAGAGCUCCGCGGGGACACAACUGACCACCACCGCCGUGCCGGCCGGCGCCCGGCGAGCCCAGCCCGCGCAGUGCGAGGAGCGACCCGGACCUCAGCGAGCGCUGGGCU